Juglans regia (Persian walnut) is the source of this 3517-nucleotide messenger RNA. Its product is annotated as epidermal growth factor receptor substrate 15-like 1. Bases 281 to 3370 code for a protein of 1029 amino acids. The transcript has 13 exons. Gene Ontology annotation, cellular component: plasma membrane; nucleus; cytoplasm. The record is from RefSeq and is a predicted model, not a curated record. Gene Ontology annotation, molecular function: calcium ion binding; protein binding. NCBI's taxonomy places the organism in Eukaryota, Viridiplantae, Streptophyta, Magnoliopsida, Fagales, Juglandaceae. Gene Ontology annotation, biological process: endosomal transport; endocytosis.
UCCUCUCUGCAGUCUGCUCUCUCCAUCUGUUCUUUCCUUUUCCUGUAUUUUUUUUUCCUCCGAAUCAAAAAAGAAAAGAAAACAUAGAAACAGAGGCCGAAGCAAUAAAAUUUGAAAGAUUUAGGGCUUCGAAUUUUGCUCUGAUUUUGGUUCGUCAUUGUUCGGGUUGCUUUCCCACGUCUAGCAUUUCUCAUGCACAUGCUCUCCGCUCUGCCUUCGAUUCCAUGUUCUGAUCUGCGAGACUCGGACUCAAUCGGCCCGUGCUGUUUAAUCCACCAAGAUGGCGUCGGCGCAGAACCAAGGGCCGAAUGUGGAUCUCUUCGAUGCAUAUUUUCUUCGAGCCGAUUUAGACCGUGAUGGACGAAUCAGCGGCUCUGAAGCCGUGGGCUUCUUCCAAGGCUCCGGUUUGCCUAAGCAGGUUCUUGCGCAGGUAUGGGCAAUUGCCAACCAGAGCCAGAGUGGUUUCCUUGGUCGGGCAGAGUUCUAUAAUGCCCUUAAACUUGUAACUGUGGCACAAAGUAAGCGAGACCUAACCCCCGAAAUAGUAAAGGCAGCAUUAUAUGGCCCAGCUUCAGCUAAAAUACCUGCACCACAGAUCAAUUUGACUGCCACUGCUGCACCUCAGCUCAAUUCCACUGUAGCAGCACCUAGACCUCAGAUUGGUGCUGUUCCUCCAAUGUCCUCCCUCAAUGUUGCGAUCAGAGGACCACAAGUACCUCCAAAUGUGGUUAUGAACCAGCAGCAUUUUCCUUCACAAGGAAGUCAGUUGUUGAGGCCUCCACAAGUAUUACCUAGUGGAGGUGCUGUGAGUGGACCCCGCCCUCCGAACUCAAGCAGCUCAAGUGGCUGGGUAGGUGGAACGACAGGUGCAGCUUCACUAGGAGCAGCCUCACAAGUAUCAGCCAGUGGGAUAGGUCCCUCAACAACUCGUGAUGAAUUUGGGCUGGCAGCAUCUGGAUCAAAUGCUGCAUUACCACCUAGACCACAGGAAACAUCUGGAAUGAAGCCAUCGGGAACACCAGCUAAGGACUCUAAAGGACUGAAUAUAUCUGGAAAUGGAUUUUCUUCUGACUCUAUUUUCGGAGGUGAUGUCUUUUCUGCUACGCCAUCUCAAUCAAAGCAAGAUUCUUCUGCACAUACAACUUCUGCAGGCAAUUUGCAGGUCUCUUCAAUUGUCGUUCCAGUAUCUGCUGGUACCCAGCCUUCUAUUAGGCCAAAUGCCUUUGAUUCUUUGCAGGGUUCACUCACAAUGCAACCUGUUGGUGGUCAGCUUCAGCAGGCCCGGUCACAUGAGAAUCAGAACCAGAAGGUCUCAACACAGACUACUACUGCAUCUAAUUCAUCUGGAAUAUCACUUGGAGCUGAGAGUUCUGCUUCCAGUCAAUCCCAGCUGGCAUGGCCUAGGAUGACUCAGACUGAUGUUCAGAAGUAUACCAAAGUGUUCAUUGAAGUAGACAGAGACAGAGAUGGGAAAAUCACUGGUGGAGAAGCCCGGAAUUUAUUUCUGAGUUGGCGACUGCCAAGAGAGAUUUUAAAGCAGGUGUGGGACUUAUCUGAUCAGGAUAAUGAUAGCAUGCUUUCUCUUGGGGAGUUCUGUAUUGCUCUUUAUUUGAUGGAGAGGUAUAGGGAAGGACGUCCUCUUCCAGCAGUGCUUCCAAGCAAUAUUAUGUUUUCAUUGACCCCCGGUCAAUCUGUGACCAACUACACCAACACAACAUGGCGACCUCCAUCCGGUCCUCAACAACAGCAUGGGAUUCCCGGUUCUGGCGCUCGGAAUAUAACUGCUGUUGCAGCUAGACCUCCAAGGCCACCAGUUGCAGUCCCCCAGGCUGAAGGGUCAGAGGCCAAUCUGCAGAAGUCAAAAGUACCAGUGCUGGAGAAGCACCUUGUAAAUCAGCUAAGUAAGGAGGAGCAGAACUCGCUCAAUUCAAAGUUCGAAGAAGCGACAGAGGCUGAUAAAAAGGUAGAAGAGCUGGAGAAAGAAUUGUUGGAAUCUAGACAGAAAAUUGAGUUUUAUCGUGUUAAAAUGCAGGAACUUGUUCUAUACAAGAGCAGAUGUGAUAAUCGCCUUAACGAGAUCAUAGAAAGGACAUCUGCCGAUAAACGUGAGGUCGAAUCCCUAGCCAAGAAAUAUGAAGACAAAUACAAGCAAGUUGGUGAUGUAGCCUCUAAAUUAACCCUCGGAGAAGCUACAUUUCGUGAUUUACAGGAGAAGAAAAUGGAGCUAUAUCAGGCAAUUGUCAAGAUGGAACAAGAUGGUAGUGCAGAUGGUGUUCUCCAGGUUCGUGCCGAUCAUAUCCAAUCAGACCUUGAUGAGCUAGUGAAAGCUCUUAAUGGGCGUUGCAAGAAAUAUGGUUUACAUGCGAAACCAGCAACAUUAACUGAGCUUCCCUUUGGCUGGCAACCUGGCAUCCAAGAGGGUGCUGCUGACUGGGAUCAAGAUUGGGAUAAGUUUGAAGAUGAAGGGUUCACUUCUGUCAAGGAGCUUACUCUUGAUGUCCAAAAUGUCAUAGCCCCUCCAAGGGAGAAAUUUAAAUCAGCUAGGGAUGAAAAAGCCUCCACAAUUGAGAGCCCGACUGCUGCUGCUUCACCUAGUGAUGAUACCAAGUCGGAAAAGCCACAGAUUAUGAAUGAACAUGGGGUUGAAAAUGGGUCAGCGUAUAAUAAAGGUGAAGAUGACUUUGCAAAAAGUACUCCUAUCAGCCCUGUAGCAAGGAGUGCUAUUGAAAGUCCACCUAGAGAAUUUCCAGAUUUUAACUUUGACAAGGCAAUGGAUGCCGAUGCUUCACCGCGUGAUAAAGAUUAUCAAAGCGAUCAUGGGGGUGCUGGGUCUGUGUUUUCUGGUGAUAAGAGUUUUGAUGAACCAACUUGGGGAACAUUUGACGCUAAUGAUGAUGUGGACUCAGUGUGGGGCCUUAAUCCAGUCAGUACUUCCAAGGGGACGGACCAAGAAAGAAAUGGGGAGAACUAUUUCUUUGGAUCUGGGGAUUUUGGUCUAAACCCUAUCAGAACGGAGUCACCUCAGGCAGGAGGAGGCUUUUUCCAGAAGAAGAGUGCAUUUAGUUUUGAUGAUUCAGUUCCUAGCACACCACUCUUCAGUUCAGGCAAUUCACCGCAUUACUACGAGGCGUCAGGACCCUCUUUUGACAGCUUCUCAAGAUUUGAUUCUUUCAGCUCACACGACACUGGAUUUUUAGCCCCGCGGGAGACACUAGCACGCUUUGAUUCAGUUCGCAGCAGUAGAGACAAUGAUCAGGGUCAUGGAUUCCCAUCAUUUGACGACUCGGACCCUUUUGGAUCCGAGCCAUUUAGAACGUCAUUGGAGAGUCAAACUCCUAAGAGAACCUUAGAUAAUUGGAGUGCGUUUUAGCUGUGGGUGGUAAUGCACCUUAUUCGUGUGGUUUACUAUCUUCUUCUGAGUGCUGUUUGUUCACGAUACUAUCUUUGGAGUGGUUUGUCUUAGUAUGCUGUGCUUUGCAACCACCAAUUGCUUGUAAUGUAGUGUUUUUUGUAUUUC